CGCAAUCCUAGCCCCUUGUCACAAACAGCAGUUAUUUUAAAACUUCAAACUCCGCCACCUCGAGACGACCAUGGCAGUAGUAACGACGCUAAGAUCGACCAAACCCAACUGACGGUUCUCUUCUUUAAUUUAGGAAUAAAACUAAAACGAUCACCCGCCUCCUCGCGAGUCUCAUCCAGGUUCAGUUGUUCUCCUCCUGGUGGCGCGUAUCCAAUGUCUAUACCGGUAGUUCUCCCCGGAUCGUGUUACCCUGUAACUAGGGUUUCUUUGGGUUCACAGUUGGCAGACUCCUCAUUCAGGAGCCGGCCGCCCCGCUGUAUAUCUAGCUCUCGCAUGCCUGGUUCUCAGUCACAGCUGCUACCAGCGCUUCUCCCCGGCGGCCCACUGCUCUCCCUCGGAUUACUGCAGCUGGUUCUCGGCUGCUCCAUGGUCGCGCUCUCCUUCUCAGCUCUCUCCCUCAGCAGCUCACCACCCAUCCGAAACUCAUGCCCUUUCUGGGUCGGAUCUUCAGUGAUCCUGUCAGGGAUCGUUGGCCUCACAACAUGGAGGAGACCCAUGCUGCUGCUGGUGAAUAUGUUUGUGCUGUCGUCAGUGGUGUGUGUUCUUCUCAACCUGGCCGGCUUCAUCCUCUGCUGUCAAGGAGCUCAGAUGGUCUCCACCAUAACCAACUGUCAACUGAGUGAGGUGGAAGAUGUGUGUAACUGCUGUCCUCAAACCCCCACUGCCAAGUGUCCUGAGGACAAACUUCUCAAACUCUACCCUGGACACUCCUGUAGUACCAUGAGGGUCCUGCUCAAGAAGGUUCUGUUUGCGCUAUGUGCUCUGAAUGCUCUGACCACUGCAGUGUGUCUGGUGGCUGCUGCCCUCCGAUACCUACAGGUCUUCACCACCAGUAGACCAUGUAUGGAUGAUCCCAGGCCAAUUGCAGAGGAGGUGGAGGAGCCAACUAUUAUCCCUGACCCGGAUGAGUUUGUCCCCCCUGCCCCUCCCCCCUCCUACUUUUCAACCUUCUACUCCUACACACCACGGCUGGCUCGCAGGAUGUUUGGGGACAGUGUGACACCACUACCUCAUAUCUAUGGUGCCAGGAUUAAAGGAGUAGAGGUGUUCAGUCCUUUAGACCCACCCCCUCCCUACGAAGCUGUUACUGGAGGCUCCGCCCUGGCCACCGCAACACAGGAGACAGAGAUUCAGAUUCCCGUGACGGAUCUGACAGAGUUGACAGAAGAGUUGAAUAACAGCUCAGAGGCGGGUCUUUCAAUUAGAGACGUUGCUCCCCAGACGACGGUUAUGGCAGUGCCCACGUCUCCGCCGUCUUACCCCUCUCCCAUCACCCCCUGCUCCAAGCCAGACCCCCAGGGUGCCCCGGUGCCCCCCGUCAGGAGGUCUCAGCGCCAGAGAAUCAUGCGCUCCUACAGUGACCCUGUACUAUUGGACCUGGCUGCCAAAGUAUUAAGUUGUGAGGCGGCCACACAGACCACCCAGACUUCCCAGUCCGCACUGGCCCCCCAGUCCUCUCGGAACCAGACAGUGACCCUCCGGCAGGGAGGUAGAGGCCCUCGGCGGCCCCGGCCCUCCUCAAUGGUGGACUACCAGAGCUACAGACACACCCAGCAGCUGGUCAGUAGGUUCCUGGAGCAGCCAGUCCACUGCAGCCUGACCCCCGAGGUCCAGGAACUGGUGGACAGCAUCCGCAGCGUGCUGCGCUCUGACCAGAAACAAAUGGAGGAGGCCGUACGCUGUGCCAGCUACAUAGAACAGGUGAUCACAGUAUCAGAGAGAGCAGCUAUCCUCCAGCCCCUCUCCCUCCCCAGGCCCCGCUCCAGACCCAGUGCCCCCCUGUUGAACUGUUCCUCCCAGACCCUGCCCCAGCCCCUCCGGAAGAGACCCUGGCUGCUGCACCUCGGGAGCUGUGGGGACCUCAGCACCUUCACCUGGGCGGAAAAGCAGCCGCUAGAGGACAGGCAGGGUGGUGGCUCUGGCUCCAGGUCCUGGUCUAGAGCUGGGUCUAGAGCGGGUUCUAGGGUGGGUUCUAGGUCGACGUCACGGGCGGGGUCACACCUGGAUCAUCGCGAGCGCCCCCACAGUCUCAUAGGGGUGUUCAGGGAAACUGUGCUCUGAUGGAACUCUGUUAUCCCAUCUCAAAACUUCCCUAGCGAAGAAAUAAUGGUAUGCUCCACUGGGGGGAAAACAGCCCAUUGACUCCAAGUGAAGUGCUCCUACUAGUGGUGAGGUUUGGGACUGCCACUGCUAAAGCUAGUGGAGAAAAGUCCCACAGACUGCAAGGAUUAGCCUUUGGGAAGGCUGCAUGGGCGUGUGUGGUUGUGUAUGAGAGUGUCUGUAUGUGUUUUUUAAUUUUUUAUUUGUGCUGUGCUAAUAUUGUUGAAGUGUUCAGUACAGAUGUUUGCAUCGUGAGAGAAUAUUUCCCAUGAACUAUUCUUUGCUAUACAACCUGUUCUAAAAUGAUUGGCACUGAACAUAUGGCUAGACAGCACCUGCCCUUUUGCCUCUCCCACUCGCCAAGUCUCAUUUUGUUAAUUGUUUUUUUGAAUACCGUUUUUGACGUUGUUGUUCUGAACCCACUGCCCGCAGGUCAUCGUUAAGUUCGCCACCCCCACCCCGUCUGUUGAUUGCACAUGUUGGUCUGCCUUGUGUGGAACUUGGGCAUGCCCGGGUUGUGCCUGUUUCCCAGUCUGCCCUGCUACUUGAUUUGACAUAAUCAUCAGUACUCGGUCUGGUUGGCUGAUACGUGCAGCAGCAACACAGGUAGUCUGUACCUAACCACCAUAUACUAAAAUAUCCACACAUGUCACUAGCCAGCCAUAUACUGGAUCAUGAGUUAGACGAUUGUGCAUAUUCUAUUAUGAAGUUAUUUAAUCAUUUAAGAGCAUUUAUUGAUCACAAUCAGUAAAAAAUAAAUCAAGCUAGCUAACUAGCAGUUUAACGUCAA
Oncorhynchus nerka (sockeye salmon) is the source of this 2950-nucleotide messenger RNA. Its product is annotated as endosomal transmembrane epsin interactor 1. The record is from RefSeq and is a predicted model, not a curated record. Gene Ontology annotation, cellular component: membrane. NCBI's taxonomy places the organism in Eukaryota, Metazoa, Chordata, Actinopteri, Salmoniformes, Salmonidae.